CCCGGUCGAGCUCCAGGUUCGCGCUGCGCCGCCGCCUCCCGCUGCCGCCGCCUCUUGGCGAGGCGAUGAGCGGCUGCCCUGAUGGAGCGCGCCCGGCUCUUCGUGGCGCUCGACGUGCUGUGCCUGGUGAUCGCUUCUCUGCCCUUCGCCAUUCUGACCCUCGUGAACUCCCCCUACAAGCGUGGAUUUUACUGCGAUGACAACUCCAUCCAGUACCCGUACAAGGCAGACACCAUUACUCAUGGACUGAUGGCCAGUGUGACUAUCAUCUGCACCACAUCCAUUGUUUCUCUUGGUGAGGCGUACCUUGUUUACAGGAAGCGCCUAUACUCGCGGUCCGAGUUCAACAAUUAUGUGGCUGCGCUCUACAAGGUUUUGGGGACAUUCCUUUUUGGUGCAGCUGUUAGCCAAUCGCUGACAGACUUGGCCAAGUACAUGAUUGGACGACUGCGGCCGAACUUCCUAGCAGUCUGCCAGCCUGAUUGGUCGAAAAUAAACUGUUCAGAGUAUGUCCAGCUGGAAGCUGUGUGCCAGGGAAGCAUCAAGCAUAUCACCGAGUCCAGGUUAUCGUUCUAUUCUGGACAUUCUUCAUUCGGAAUGUACUGUAUGAUGUUUCUGGCGCUCUACGUACAGGCCCGCCUGGUGGGACGAUGGGCCCGGUUGGUGCGCCCAACGAUCCAGUUCCUCCUCAUCUCCUUUGCCAUCUACGUGGGCUACACCCGAGUGUCAGACUACAAACAUCACUGGAGUGAUGUACUGGUGGGCCUCCUCCAGGGGGCGCUCAUCGCUGUUCUUGUGGUCCAAUAUGUAUCCGACUUCUUCAAGCAGCGCUCACCGCCUCCGUGUGAUGAGAAAGAGACCGGGCGCAAACCCAGCAUUCCCCUCACGCCUAGCGACCCAGAACACAACCAUUACGGCUAUCGGGCAUCUACCUGAACGGCUGGCCACUCCGGAAGGGGUGGGGCUUCUACUGGGCGCCCAGAAACUGUGUUGGGUACUUCUGUGGAUGGGAUUUGUGUCUGAACUUUCCUGCAAAAGAGGGAUUCCUUUUCUUCCGUUCACAGUUCGCUCUGAGGCUGAAGUGCCCUUUUUUACUGCAUGGUGCCAUUUUCUGCACCCCAGAAUUCUUACGUGCUCCACACCCAAAGACCUUAAGUUUUCACAGAAUGCAGAGUGUGUGUGUGUGUGUGUGUGUGUGUUUUGUAGAAUGCUCAGCAUUUGUACGCGUGCA
Molecule: messenger RNA, 1231 nt
Organism: Eublepharis macularius
Lineage: Eukaryota; Metazoa; Chordata; Lepidosauria; Squamata; Eublepharidae
Gene: PLPP2
Product: phospholipid phosphatase 2
Exons: 6
Coding region: 82-936 (284 amino acids)
Biological process (GO): phospholipid metabolic process; phospholipid dephosphorylation; signal transduction
Molecular function (GO): phosphatidate phosphatase activity
Source: RefSeq, a predicted model, not a curated record